Molecule: messenger RNA, 2927 nt
Organism: Callorhinus ursinus (northern fur seal)
Lineage: Eukaryota; Metazoa; Chordata; Mammalia; Carnivora; Otariidae
Source: RefSeq, a predicted model, not a curated record
GAAAAGUGAAAGUAUUUGGAGCAGAUCGUGCAGGAAGCUGAAGACAGUGCCUGCUGCUUCCCUCCAUCUCCGUCCAGACACUUCCGGUGUGCUGGUCAACUCUUGUUCAUCCUGUCCAAUCACCAUGAUGUCACCAAUGUAAUUGAUCAGUGUGAUGUUCUAUGGGAUGUCCAGGUGAUCCAGAUCUCUUCAGAUUAUAUUAUGACAAAGGGCAGGAUGUUCACAGGGAACCAGAACCCAGAAGACCAUACCCCAGAGGAGCAGGUUUUCUAUGAGUUUAUUUUUAAGCUCUUCAAAGAGAAUAAGGUGGAGAUCGCAAGUGCAAUAAAUAAGCCAUUUCCUCUCCUUAUGGGCCUCCGAGACCGUGGCUUUAUCCCCGAGCACAAGUAUCAACAUUUUCAAGAAGCUUGUAGAAAUCAUGUCCCAGUGGAAAGAGUGGUCUAUGAUGUGCUCAGUGAACUGGAGAAGACAUUUGACAAGACAGUUCUGGAUGCACUGUUCAGCAAUCUUAACCUAAAGGCCUAUCCUGACUUACUUGAGAUUUGCAGAAGCUUCCAAAAUGUGAUUUAUGACAACUUCCAUUAUGAAGCCAUUAAUGAAGAAGAGACAAAGGAGAUGCUCCACUUACAAAUACCCCGUGAGCUAGAGUCCUGUGAACCCUCACGUCUCCAAAUGAAUAGUGUCAGAACACUGGAAGAGACACCCAGCUUACUGCCUUAUGAGGGACCAGUUUCCUGUGAGCACAAAGCUCUCCAAAGUACGAAUGGAGGCGAUUUUGAAGAGACACCCGAACUGCCACCAGGCGACGGGGGAGUGUCCUGUGAACAGGUAGUUCUACAAAGGGAUGACAGAGAACAAUCAGAAGAAAUGCCCAGAUUACUACCUUAUGAUAGAGAAGUGACCUGUGAUCCCAGAGUUUCCCCAGUGACUAAUGAAGGAGAACUAGAGGAGAUGCCCAGCCUACCAGCAGAAGAGGGACAAGAGCACAGCAAUGCCCACGGGGAGACCAGUGAUGAAGAAGAGCCUCAGGAAGCCUUGAGCUCCCCACCAACAUGUGGGCAAGGGUCCUGUGAUCCUGAAGCUCCCCAAAUGAUCAGUGAAGAAGAACCAGAGGAGGUGCUCAGGCAACUGCUAUGUGAUGCGGAAGCAGAAGGUAGCAGUGCCUGUUUAGAAAUGUGUGAUGAAGAAGAACCCCAGGAAGACUUGAGCUUGCCACCAGAAAGUGGAUCAGUAGCUGGCGAACUAGAAACUCUCCAAAUGAAUAGAGAGGAAGAAUCAGAAGAGCUUAUUUCCAGCCUACUACCCUAUGAUGGACAAGGAGCUGAGCUCCCAGCAUAUGGAAAUAAGAAGUGUUCCUGUGUUAUGUGCUUCUCGAAAGAUGUGCCAGAAGGUCCAGAAGCAAGUACUGCAAGUAUGGAUACUGUGGAUCUUGGAAACAACUCUUCUUCAGGAAAACUCAAGAGGAAGAGAAGAAAAAAGAAAGGCCAUGCCUGGACAAGAAUUAAAAGGAGAUAUCAGGGAAACACACAUCAAAAAGACAGAAGCAAUAUCGCUGGUCAGUCGGUCUCCGGUGGGAGAAAGAGGAAAAUGCAUCUGCAAGAACGUGCCAAGAUCAGGGGGAAAAAGAGAGGCAGACCUCUUACUUACUUAACUCACAGUGAUAGAGCCCCACGGAAAAGAUUCCGGUCAAGAGGGUCAAGAAAGCACAGAGAUGAUAGUGUGAAUUUUCACUCUCAAAUACUUCCUGUGACCUGUGGUAAGGUGAAGGGGAUGCUAUAUAAGAAGAGACUGAAACGAGGAGCUUUGGUGAGGUGUAUACGGAAUGAGGAUGGAAAAUGGUUCACCCCCAGGGAAUUUGAAGUCAAAGGAGGCCACGCAAGAUCAAAGAACUGGAAGCUGAGUGUGCGCUGUGGCGGGAGGCCCCUACGAUGGCUGAUAGAGAAAGGACUUCUACAUAAUCCUCCAAGAAAAUAUUUCAGGAAAAGAAAGAGAAUACCAAAGUUUCACGACAAUACCUUAAUUGACCCUUAUCUGGGGAACUCCGAUGUGUGUGAGACGUGCCGGGAUGGAGGACAGCUGUUCUGCUGUGAUACUUGUUCGAGAUCUUUUCAUGAGGACUGUCACAUCCCACCUGUGGAAACUGAGAGGAGCCCAUGGAGUUGCACCUUCUGCAGGAUAGAGUCUAUUGGAAGGCAGCAGUGUCACGGGGAAUCUGAGGUCCUGGAGAGGCAGAUGCAGCCUGAGGAGCAGUUGAAGUGUGAGUUCCUCCUCUUGAAGGUCUAUUGCCAUUCAGAGAGCUCCUUUUUUUCGAAGAUUCCAUAUUAUUAUUAUAUUAGAGAGGUUUCUCAAAACCUAAAGGAACCCAUGUGGUUGGACAAAAUCAAGAAGAAGCUGAAUAAACAGGGUUAUCGCCAAGUGGAGGGGUUUGUGCGGGACAUGCGCCUCAUAUUUCAGAACCACAGGGUGUCUUAUAAGUACAAUGACUUUGGCCUAAUGGGACUCAGACUGGAGGCAGAAUUCGAGAGGAAAUUCAAGGAAGUGUUUGCUAUUGAAGAAACAAAUGAGAGCAGUUCACUGGCAUAGUGGAGGCUGUUGGUAUCCUGGAAAAUUCCCUUUGAGGGCAGAAUUUUCAUCUGCCAGUUGCUGUGAGGAUUGGCUGCUGAUGCCACCCCUCCCCAAAGUAUCACCUUCUGCCAAUGCUGACUGGAGUUUACACCUCUUGGGCCUGGGGGCUGGCCCCCAGCCGCAAGGUGGGACCAAUGUGUGGUGCUAUUCAUGCUCCUGCACACCCCACAAGACCAAGCUGGAGCUAGUUUCCAGCUGGGACCACAUCCAUGCUUGGUUUUUCCCACCACGCGAUCCUGCUUCCCUCUCCUUUCUUCUCCUGAAAAAAAUCUCAUAAUAAAUCACUUACUUAAGAGACUUUA